AUGUGGUUGUUUUCAGGAUCUACUUUGGCAGGUGAUGUUAAAGAAGUGAUGUCAUUGAGAGAGAAUGGAGUAAAGGAAAAGAAGAUACCACUCCUUCUUCCUCCGGCGGUACCACUCUUUCUUCCUCCGACUCCGGAGCAGGACUUAUCAUUUUCUCAACACGCCAUUCAAUUUUUGGUUAAAUCGGCGGAUCCCUUCCCUCCCCGUGGGAGGACUUCCAAUCCAUUCGCAAGAUCCUCGCUGUUAUCGGCAUCUGCCACUGCAAGGGUUACUCUUCCUCACUUGUCCGCGCUGCUUCGCCUUUUGCCCCUGGGAUUCCCAGAAAUCAAUUUAGUUAACCUUUGGAGCUGGCUCGAGCUUGCUACUCUUAAGUUUGCACCCUACUUAGAUCCAAGGAGCAAACGCUGUUAUGCCAAUGGUGAGGUAUUCAAGAUGAUAAGAUCACUUCCUAAUGAUUACGUACAACGGUAUUUAGCUCUCAGAAAUGCUGCAGUUGUGCUGAGGUAG
Molecule: messenger RNA, 507 nt
Organism: Fraxinus pennsylvanica
Lineage: Eukaryota; Viridiplantae; Streptophyta; Magnoliopsida; Lamiales; Oleaceae
Source: the annotation of a GenBank genome assembly